Molecule: messenger RNA, 1467 nt
Organism: Bipolaris oryzae ATCC 44560
Lineage: Eukaryota; Fungi; Ascomycota; Dothideomycetes; Pleosporales; Pleosporaceae
Exons: 3
Coding region: 1-1467 (488 amino acids)
Molecular function (GO): glutamine synthetase activity
Source: RefSeq, a predicted model, not a curated record
AUGCCCGCCGACUUCGACCCCUCCAACUUGACGGCCGAGCAGUUGCCCGAGCUUCUCAAAGAUGACUUGUCAGUCAAGGUCGCGGGUAUCGACGUUGACGGCAUUCUACGUGGAAAGCUCAUGGCCAAGAAGAAAUUCCUCAGCAUUGCCAACGAAGGCUUUGGCUUCUGCAGUGUCAUUUUCGGCUGGGACAUGCACGACCAGACAUACUUCAAAGAGCUGGCCAUAUCCAACAAGGAGAACGGCUACCGUGAUUUGAUCGCCAUACCGGAUCUCACAUCUUUUCGGAGGAUACCGUGGGAAAACAAUGUACCCUUCUUCCUCAUUAGUUUCCACGAUCCCGACACCAAAGGCACUCUGAGCGCAUGCCCAAGAAGCCUGUUAAAACGUACCGUCGACAAGCUCAGGGACAAGGGCUACGGUGCCAUGGCUGGAGCCGAGUACGAGUUCUACCAAUUUCGCGCACCUCAAAGCCACGAUGGAUCGGAAAAGAAUACUUCGAGCACAGCUUCCUUUUUGCGCAACAAUCCAGUCGACGCCCUACCCAGCCUUACAGAAGGUAUGUUCGGGUACAGCAUCACCCGACCGGUCCACAACCAGGACUACUACUACAGUAUCUUCAACACCUGCGCCGAGUUCGACUGUGGCAUCGAGGGAUGGCAUACCGAGUCUGGUCCCGGAGUUUUUGAAGCUGCCCUUGAGUUUGGCGCAAUCGAAAGAAUGGCAGACAAGGCCUCUCUUUUCAAGCUCGUUGUCAAAUCUCUCGGAUCCAAGUACGGAAUAACACCAUGCUUCAUGGCAAAACCGCGCGAAGGUCUUCCGGGCAACAGUGGACACAUGCACGUGUCGAUUGUAGACGCCGAUGGCAAGAACUUGUUCUACCGAGAAGAAGAGGACAAAAACGCGCCUUACUCAGACAUCCGAUAUCUAUCAGACCUGGGUCGACAUUUCCUUGCAGGCCUCAUCGACGGUCUUCCAGACAUUAUGCCCAUUCUCGCGCCCAACGUCAACAGUUACAAGAGGCUAGUUGAGAAUUUCUGGGCACCCGUCACUGUAUCAUGGGGUCUUGAGCACCGCGCCGCCUCCAUCCGCCUCAUCUCACCCCCUACCUCUUCCCCGAAAGCCACUCGGUUCGAAGUCCGCGUACCCGGUGCAGACACGAAUCCUCACUUUGUGCUUGCCGCCAUUUUGGCGCUUGGCUGGCGAGGUAUCGAGAAGAAGAUGGAAAUCAGCAUACCGCCGCUCGGAAAGGGCGAGGAUGUCGGCAGUGACUCUGACAAGGGCGAGAGACUAGCCAAGAGCCUGAAGGAGGCGACAGAGCGCUUCAUUCGUAAGGAAAGUGUCGCGAGGGAAGUGUUUGGAGAUCAGUUUGUCGACCACUUUGGCGGCACAAGACAACACGAGAUCAGGCUUUGGGACGAAGCAGUGACCGACUGGGAAGUCCGAAGGUAUAUCGAGACGGUCUAA